AACUAAUCCAGUUCAUUCCACCGGAUCAGUUCACCUGAACUCCUGACGAAUGUUCAUGCGCGGUGCAGGUGAGCUUCACCGGAUACAAACUUUCGAGGCAGCACUUUACUUUUUUUUUUUUAGUCUUUUAAAGCGAGUCCUUAAUAGUUUCGGUCAACUUUAAAACAGACUUUGUGAUUGUUUUAAAACAAUCUUCAAACACUUCUGAGGAAUGUGGCGGAUCUGAAACAAUACUGUUUACUGUCAAAGUCGCACGAGUCAAUCUUAAAAGGAAAUCAUGGCAACAGGAGGAUUUAAAUCUAACAGCGCGACAGACUUUCUGGAGGAAUGGAAAGCAAAGCGCGAGAAGAUGAGAGCAAAGAUGCUUGGAGAUAUCGCCGCCGCCACCGGGAGAAACACUGAGUUAAACAACAACGGCAGCUCGGUUAACGUUGACUGCGUCUCUUCUGCGUCCUCCUAUCCGGUGGCCCGGUCUUCCUCUUCGUCCGCUCUAAAGCGACCCGAGGACGAGCCGAAGAAACCCGAGCAGCCCGGGGAAAACCUGAAGAAGACGCCGGAGAAAGUGAGUGGAGUGCCGCAGGCGGAGAGCUCGAGCCCCGCUGGUGUGGAUGACAGUGAUAAGGAGAGUCCCACACACAGCAAGAGCAAAGAGAAGAAGAGCUCGGGACCCAGUGCCAGGAAGGGCAAAGGACAGAUAGAGAAAAGGAAGUUAAGAGAGAAGAGGAGGUCAACAGGUGUUGUCAGCAUACCGUCCAGUGAGAGCUUGGAUGAGCUUGAUGACGAUGAUGGAGAAGAGAAGAAGAUGAUGGAGGAAAGUCUUACGCAGCACAACACAGUCCAGAACGAGGCGAUGACCUCUGACCCCGGAGCGGCCCACUCGAUACAGGACACUCCGAGAUCCAGAAGUCAUAAGAGCGAUGAAGACGGAAGCCGACAUCAUCCCCGACACGGAAGGGAAGGCAGUGGCGCCGCGUCCACAACCCUGGAGAGAAGGAUAGAGGAGCUAGAAAGGGAGUUGGCCGCAGAGAGACAGGAGACCAGUCACCUGUUGAAAGCCCACCAGGACAAGGACGAGAUGAUCAUGAAGCUGAAGGAGGAGAUCGACCUGCUAAACCGGGAUCUGGAUGAUAUUGAAGAUGAGAACGAGCAGCUCAAACAGGAAAAUAAGACCUUGCUCAAAGUGGUCGGCCAACUCACCAGGUAGAACCCGGUGACCCGAGGAUGGCUGAAAUGGGUCUGCGUCUAGCUGCGGCAGCCGGAGGGAUUCGUGAACGAUUCGACCGCCUCUUGCCUCUGUCCUUUACAUGUUCUGCUCUGGUCUGUUGUCGUCACUCUAUGGAAGAGGAUGCGUGCGCGCCUUGGGGAGGCUUUGAGAACCCGGACCUCUGGAUGUUGAACCAGGCUGCCCGAUGCGGUGUUACUCGAGUCCUCCUGCUUUUACGAGGGUCGUCGAAAGGAUCUCACCUUCUAUUUAAUGUAAAUGUGUGUGUACAUAGGCUACGCUGAUUUUUCCUUUUAAGACUUGCGCAGGACAACGAAGGAAGAGAGAGAGGAAAUGCCUUUGAACAUAUGGGGUCGGCAACAAAUUUAUUUUCUUUCCUUUUUAUUCUUCUAGCUCAAAUCACUCAUCGAAUCGCACAUCUUUGCUAUAUUGGGAUGAUAGACGCAUUCUGCCCUUUUUUUGUCACACUUUCAAAGGACUGCUUUUGGGAUAUUUCAGCUUCAAGGGCUCCUAUAUCAGUUAAAACUGGCCACAAUUGCCUUUAGAUUUAAAGUCUGUCUCUUUAACACACAUCACUUCUAUUACCUGUGAGUCCAAGAAGUGCCUGUUAGACAGGAGCCCAUAUCUAAACUUAAGGCCUCAUUUUAAACUGGGUAACUGAUCCUCCCCGGCGGUUGGUGGUACUAGGUGCGAUUCUGUGUUUCGGCCUCUGAGAACAUGAUGCUAUGAACGUGUUUCUGGCUUGGAGCUUGCAAAUGCUGUAAUGAAUAUUGUAAUUGUCAGAUUUUUUUUACAUUUUACAUGCUGUUCAAAUGUUUACGAGUUGUUUAAACUCUUGGUAUCAAUAGAUGUAGCUAUUCAUCAUGCACAGUUAGCGCGACAUAUAGCCUAGGCUGCUGCUGUGCAUCUUCAAAAUAACCAAAUUGAUUUAAGAUGAUAUUAAGCACGUUCAUGGAGUCUCUCAUAGCUGAAAAAGAUGGAGAUAUGACAUUACAUUAAAUUGCGAUUGCAAGGUCACCACUUUGGGGUUCAUAUCUACAUUGAAGCUAAUCUACAGUGCUAAUGAAAUGUAUUCUGUAAAGUCAUAUGACGGGGUCAUUUGUUUUUUUUUUUGGUUUUAGACUAUAUUGGGGUGGGAGAUAUCUGCAUCCCACUGCUUUACAUAAUGCAUGUACAGAAGAUUAAAUAAAAGUUUCAAUAAAAAUCUUUCAUGACAUAGCCUA
Cyprinus carpio (common carp) is the source of this 2445-nucleotide messenger RNA. RefSeq names its product PRKC apoptosis WT1 regulator protein-like. Gene Ontology annotation, biological process: positive regulation of apoptotic process; apoptotic process. Lineage: Eukaryota; Metazoa; Chordata; Actinopteri; Cypriniformes; Cyprinidae. The record is from RefSeq and is a predicted model, not a curated record. Gene Ontology annotation, cellular component: cytoplasm.